Molecule: messenger RNA, 2874 nt
Organism: Arachis stenosperma
Lineage: Eukaryota; Viridiplantae; Streptophyta; Magnoliopsida; Fabales; Fabaceae
Product: probable serine/threonine-protein kinase WNK10
Exons: 6
Coding region: 962-2635 (557 amino acids)
Biological process (GO): intracellular signal transduction; protein phosphorylation
Cellular component (GO): cytoplasm
Molecular function (GO): ATP binding; protein serine/threonine kinase activity
Source: RefSeq, a predicted model, not a curated record
UCAUCUUCAGCUUUCGCAUUCACAAAUCACACCCGCUUUCUCUUUCUUCAUUAUCACCACUCACCAAAACCAAACCAAACAAACCACACCCCCUCUAAGUAAAUUUUCCUCCUUGAUUUUGUUUAGUUUUGUUUUUCUCGUAUUACUCUCCCCCAUAGUUUUCUGUUUUCCUCAUAGCAGGUGUCUAAUGAGAUAUCCCAUCUGUUCAAUUUUGAUCCUUUAUUAGGUAAUAGCAGCUGGGCUGGUGAAAAGAAUGGAUUUUUUGAGGAAGGUUGUUCUGGGUUUCGUAUGAAGAUGAAUUUUUGUUAUGAUAUGGAAGGUGGGGUACUGGAUUUAGGUUCACUGCCUCAAACCAUCGUUAUCGAAUGCCGAUACAUGUUGCGAUCGGCAUUCGAAUUGUUCUCCAAUAUUCAUUCCAAAGCUUUCUCUGAAGGUGGUUGUUCUUGUUCAUUCAUACCUCUUGGAGCAGAGCAGCGACACCUUUGACCCACCACUCUUUAGUAACAAAAGAAAAAAAAAAAGAAAAAGAAAACAAACAACAAAGUAUAUCCCCGGUUUUCUUUUAUUUCUGGAAUCUUAGCAUUUUUCAGGAUGGAUUCUGAUUCUGUGUUGGCAUUGCCUAAGAGCAAUGGAUUCAAAUCAAGGGACAGUCAUGAUUUUGAGGAAGACUUUGUAGAGAAAGAUCCUACCGGCCGCUAUCUUAGAUUAUAGGGGCUUUGAUGAAGUUGACGGAUUAGAAGUUGCUUGGAACCAAGUCAGGAUUGAUGAACUCCUGGGAUCUGCAGAUGAUGUUGCAAAGUUGUACUCCGAAGUAAACCUAUUGAAGUCUGUGAACCACGAAAACAUCAUUAAGUUCUAUAAUUCUUGGAUUGAUGAUAAGAAGAAAACUGUUAACAUUAUUACUGAGCUCUUCACAUCUGGAAACCUAAGACAAUACCGGAAGAAGCAUAGAUAUGUUGACAUGAAAGCCAUAAAAGGUUGGGCUCGACAAAUUCUUCAAGGUCUGGUAUAUCUUCACGGUCACAAGCCGCCUAUUAUUCACAGAGACUUGAAAUGUGACAACAUCUUUGUAAAUGGGAACCAUGGAGAAGUCAAGAUCGGAGAUCUCGGUUUGGCAACUGUCAUGCAGCAGCCAACUGCUCGAAGUGUUAUUGGGACCCCCGAGUUUAUGGCUCCAGAACUAUAUGAAGAGGAAUACAAUGAACUCGUGGAUGUCUAUUCUUUUGGGAUGUGCAUGUUGGAAAUGGUUACUUUUGAGUACCCGUAUAGCGAAUGCAAGAAUCCAGCUCAAAUUUACAAGAAAGUUACCUCUGGCAUCAAACCGAAUUCCCUUAACAGGGUGAGUGAUCCCCAAAUUAAGGAGUUUAUCAACAAGUGUCUUGUUCCUGCAUCUGAGAGGUUGUCUGCAGAGGAGCUUCUUAGAGACCCAUUUCUGCAAGUCGAGUGUCCCAAGGAUCCAAUCCUUAAUCCCUUAAACUCACCUACUAAAUCUCCAAAGGCUAUAGAUAAGCCGAAAUCUGGUCCUUUAUCUAUAGACUUCGAGGCUGACUCCAAAAAUGUGUCUGUGAUUACCUGUGCUGAAAACAGCCAUGGAAGUUCACAUUGUCCACUUCUGGAAGUUCGGCGUACAUAUAAAAACAAUGAGUUUAAAUUGAAAGGGACCAAAAACGAUGAUAUCACGGUGUCAUUAAUCUUGCGUAUUGCUGAUUCUUGUGGUCAAGUAAGGAAUAUACAUUUCCUCUUCUACCUUGAGACAGAUACUGCAGUUUCUGUGGCAUCAGAGAUGGUUGAAAAUUUGGAGCUGUCCGAUCAUGAUGUAGCCUUCAUAGCUGAGCUUAUUGAUUACUUGAUAAUGAAGCUAUUACCUCCGUGUAAGCCGCUGAAUGAAGGAAAUAGUCAUAGUCAGUGUCCUGUGCCAAGCAGUCCUCGCACUGAAGUGAUUUUUGAUCAAGACAACGCACAGCGUCCUGUCCAAACCAAUGCUCCCUCUGAAUUGGUUUUCAGUCCUGUCCAAACCAAUGCUCCCUCUGAAUUGGUUUUCAAUCAAGAGAACUCGACUCCAGUUGAUUCUAACCAAGCAGAAGAUUUUGAGACAGCCAACAGAAGCUUUGUGUUUAACAAUGGUGAUAAUGCUGCUUUUGUUGGUGAGUAUAAUUCUUCUCCAAGUUUGAGUAGCUUGGAAGAUCAAGAUUGGCAAGAACCGGCAGAGGCUGAUAUAACCAUUGAAGAUGCUUGCAUGAAAAAUGAAUACUGUCUUGAUUCUGACGCUGAUAGGAGUGAGAAGGGAUUAAGUUGGUCAACCUUAGAAAUGAAGCUGGCUGAUACAUUCUGGGAAUGUUGUAAAUUGCAGGCUACAAACUGUGCUGCAGAAAGCAUUGUACUGAAAGGAAUCUCAAAGAACUCUUCUCACUCUACAAUCCCAGCCUUUUGGGGAACACCUAAUGCUUUGAGCUUGACAAGCAACAAUUCUUGGUCUCCAACCGACAAAGACAUCGAGCACGAGCUAAAGCAUGAACUCGAUGCGAUCGAAUUACACUAUGAGCUUUGGUUCCAAGAACUUUCAAGACAGAAGUUGGAAGCAUUGGAAGCCACCAGAAAGAAAUGGACAGAAAGGAAGAAACUGAUUGUUCAUUGAUCCUACGAUUGCUGCUCUUCCCCUUUUGCCCCUGGUCCAAGUUUUGUAAAGCUUGUGAUAUUUACUAUUAUUAUUUGUACAUUGGAUGCGGCUCUUUUUAGUUAAAGCCACCGUCCGUACUCUCAGCCUAUUUUCACAGGUUUCAGAGAUUUUAUUAAAUUAGUAUUGCCAUCAUAUAUGAGAAGGGCCUUCUCCAACCAUUUGUUGUUAAUACUACUUUGUUUAAUUUUAAGGUUCAU